CGUGCCGAGGGAAAUCCAAUCAGACGAAAAUGCGAGCUGCCACCUUGUUACUCGGCCUGCUGCUGCUGGCCACCUGCUCCACGAUUCUGGCCCGACCGCAGGACAGCAGCACCACCACCUCCUCAACCACGACCAGCACCACCACCACCACCACCACCACCACCACGCCCAAGCCCGAGGAGUCCACCACAACCACCACAACUACGACUACCACAACGGAGAAACCCAAAUCGGAGUCCACAACUGCCAGUACUACCACUAGCAGCACCACCCCCAGUACCACUCCUAGCACUACUCCUAGCACCACCCCCAGUACCACUCCUAGCACCACUCCUAGCACCACUCCUAGCACCACUCCCAGCACCACCACCACCACCACCACAACUACUCCAAAACCCGACGAUGAGGCCGCCAAACUGCUGCAACAAUGUGCCGAGCUGAGCCGCCGGAAGAAGCGCGGUGGGUCGUCCUCUUCUGAAGAAGACGACAGUGGUGAGAAAAAGUCGGCGAAGAAAGAGCGCAAGCAGUUGAAGAAACUGUGCAAGCAGUUGAGGAAGCAGCAGGAGCGCAAGCAGGAGCAGGCCCAGAAAUCGGCCCUAUCCGAAUUGGCCGAUGCCCUGCGGAACUACAACCAGAAGCAGAAGAACUAGAGCCAGCAUCUCCAUAUUUAAAAACCAAUGUUUUUCUUUUUAGUGUACUUUUUUUUUUGAAACAAAAAUUAAACUAAUAAAAAGGUUAUUAUAUUAA
Drosophila rhopaloa is the source of this 747-nucleotide messenger RNA. RefSeq lists its product as uncharacterized. The transcript has a single exon. NCBI's taxonomy places the organism in Eukaryota, Metazoa, Arthropoda, Insecta, Diptera, Drosophilidae. Bases 30 to 650 code for a protein of 206 amino acids. The record is from RefSeq and is a predicted model, not a curated record.